AUGUUUCGCAGCAAGAAGGAAGCCAAUAUCGGGCGAAGUUUGCGUGUAACUCUUCUCGAAGGAAGCUUGCAAACGCGAAUGCUUGCUUGUCUGGUAACACUCAGAUGGAAGGCCGAGGAGGUUGGGCAUGCUGCGGGGCCUGGGCUGAGAAGUCGAGCCGCGUUGGGGAACCCGCGUCACUGGGACUGCACUAGUGUGCAUGUGCUUUCUUUUCACAGCUUCUCUCGGGCAGAUACAUUGAAGAUCCGCUUGGAGCACCGGGAACUGGCUUCCCACUAUUCUGCAUACUCCCGUUUGCCCCCGGGGUGCCAGCCUUCUGCAGCUGCUGAGGCUUUGGCCCGUGUUGCACCAGAGGAGAACAUGGGGCCGCCCGAUGAAGCAUUCCACUUGGUGUUCUCCUACGAUCCAUCAAUUCUAUCUGCGAAGACCGGAGCACCCUUUCACUACCUGGAAGGCCAGAGUGUCUCAUUUGUGAACCUUGCAGACACACGAAAGGGCUCCCACAAUGCUGAGGGACCCGUAGCCAAACCCAGGCUCUACAGCGUGGCCUCCUCCCUACUGUCUCCUGACGAAGGUCUUCGUCACUCUUUUUCCUUGUGCGUCCGUCGCCACCGCUUCUGGGGCCCCGAUGGCCAGCACGAUCCUUCAAAAGAUGGCCUUUGCUCCUCCCUACUCUGCACAGCUCCUAUCGGCACGCAGUUUGAAAUAGCUGGGCCUGUGGGUGCUGCCCUCAUACUUCCUGAGGAUAGGAAGACGCCAAUUGUGUUCGCAUGCACGGGUACCGGCGUGGCACCCCUUCGCAGCUUCUUACGACGAAUUUUGGCGGAGCCCCGAGAAGGCCGAGUGGUUGCCUACAUUGGGGCCGCCAGGGCAUCCACCACGCCCUAUGCUCACGAAUGGCGAGAACUUUCUAGGCGACUGCCCACUGAAACGCUGCAACUCCGUUUCGCGUAUUCCAGGGAGAUGAAGGCACCCGGUGGCGGCAAGCUGUAUGUGCAGCAUCUCAUUGACGAGGAUGGAGGGGCUAUUAUAGACCUCUUGCAACAAGGGGCAGUGAUGUACACCUGCGGAAGGAGGGAUAUGCUGCCUCCGAUAAAGUCAGCCCUUCAGGCAGCUGCGGAGCGAUGCAAUAUGGCAUUCGAGCCGUUUUUAAAGCAGCUGGUUGCCACGAAGAGGUGGCGUACUGAAGUCUACUGA
Messenger RNA from Cyclospora cayetanensis, 1197 nucleotides. RefSeq names its product ferredoxin--NADP reductase, chloroplastic. The transcript is spliced from 6 exons. Gene Ontology annotation, molecular function: oxidoreductase activity. Bases 1 to 1197 code for a protein of 398 amino acids. The record is from RefSeq and is a predicted model, not a curated record. NCBI's taxonomy places the organism in Eukaryota, Apicomplexa, Conoidasida, Eucoccidiorida, Eimeriidae.